GGGGGCGUGAGGGCGCCCGCAGGGGUCACAUCUGUUGAUGUUAUUCUGAUUGGCGGUAAUCGCGGACACAAAGAACAACGACGCGUUAUUUAAAUCCGUUACCGCCUGGAAAUCAUCGCAUCCCACCACGCAGUAACAGAAGUGCGGGUAACAUUAAUUGGUACAAGAAUGAUGAUCUUAUUUCUCCUCGGAGCAGUUAGUCUCAGCCAUGUACAGUGUGCUAAACUAUUCCGUAAGUGUGUGCAUUGACGGUGUCGUUAAAUAGUAGAGUUGUGUUUUGUAAUGAAAUCGUUAGAUUGUGUACUUGUGAACUAUAGUGUAAUUAAUGUAAUGGGAAAUUGAAUUUAUUAAACUUCCUAUUAAUUAACCAAAAGUGCGUAACAUUUUUAUUUCAUGUAUACAAGAAUCUUAAACUGUGUGUCGUUACAUAGUUUUCAAUCAAAUGUGUCGUGACACAGAUUUUCAAUCAAAUGUGUCGUGGCACAGCUUUUCAAUCAAAUGUGCCGUAAUAAAUCAUGUAUGUCCCUUCACAAAGGAUUAUUUUUAUUGCUUAUUUUUUGCAACAGCCUUUUACUUUGAAUUAAGUUAAAGCCGAGACAUUUUUUGUCAAUAUCACAUUGUAUCUCUAUUUAGCCAUAAACAAAUGCCCGCUCUACAGAUGCGCGGCACCUCCUGUGAACUGUCGUUACGAGGCUGACUCCGCUGGAUGCAUGACUUGCAAUCUUGUGUGUGACCCGGUCAUUGAAACGACGUGCCCUCCCCCACCACCAUGUGCAGCACCACCGGAGAACUGCCAUUACGAGCCUGAUGAAAAUGGGUGCAUGGUGUGCAAUCUUGUUUGUGACGCCCCCGUAAUGAGUACAUGUCCGCCCCCACCACCAUGUGCAGCACCACCGGAGAACUGCCAUUACGAGCCCGAUGAAAAUGGGUGCAUGGUGUGCAAUCUUGUUUGUGACGCCCCCAUAAUGAGUACAUGUCCGCCCCCACCACCAUGUGCAGCACCACCGGAGAACUGCCAUUACGAGCCCGAUGAAAAUGGGUGCAUGGUGUGCAAUCUUGUUUGUGACGCCCCCGUGCUGAGUACAUGUCCGCCCCCACCACCGUGUGCAGCACCCCCUGAAGGCUGCAACUACAUCAACGAUGAGAAUGGUUGCAUGACGUGCACCCUGGUCUGUGAUGAAAACCAGUGCCCACCUGUUUGUGAGAUGUAUUGUCCGAAUGGGUGAGUAGUAGUUUUAACGCCUUUAGACGUGUUUCCUUAUUUCUUUAUGGCAAAAUUUUAGAAAAAGCUAGUUGGCCCAGCACUUCCCGUCAUCCUGUCGAGCUGACAUUUAGCACACAGACUUUUUGCCCAUGGCAACACAUUUGGUCAAAUUGUCAGCCCCACCCCCACCGCAAAAAAAUUAAUUUGUCCUGUUUUUGAAACUACUUGUUUGUGUCGAUGCUCCAAGAAAGGUGCUACAGUUUAAGCCCUCAUAAAAAUUGUUGUUGUUUUUUUCUACCAUCAUGCGCCAUCAACAAAAGCCAAUGUAGUAAAAAAAAAAAUGUAUUUUCGAAGGUGAAAAUGAAGGGAAAUACGAAACGUGUUCUCCCCAGUAGUUUACCCACUUACAUAAGUGCUUCUUAAUACAUGCUAAACCACGUACAAUUACAUAAAUGCAAACGAAAAUCCAUAUCAAGAAUUUAUGCCAAAAACUUUGUGUUUUUACGGUUGUUGUUUUUAUUUAUUACUUAAUCUUUUAAUAAUGGAACAUGAUGGCGCCCUGGUAAUGAUUGAAAGCAUUUUGACCGUAUGGUGGGUGGCCUGUAGUGUAAGCCUAAUGCUAAUUGUAAGUUGGUGUUUUUUGUUUUUUUCCUUUUUUACUAGAUUAAAUAUAUAAUAUAAAUAUGUGUAUAACAAUUUUAAUACAGAAGAUAUUAUAUCUUCAAAAAUACUGUGUUAAAAAAAAAAUUAAAUCUUAGAAAAAAAAAAGUUAUGAAAUUGCAAACGUAUCGUGUGGCACAGCUUUUAGAUUCUAAGAACUUUCUUGGAAAGCAACACUUCUUUUGUGUAAACAAUAAACUAUGAAAACAUAAAGAGUGUUUUGUUGGGGGUUUUCUGUUCUUGUUUUUUUUAAUUAUUAUAUCGACAGUUUUAAAUAGGAUUCACUGUGGUUGCCAGGCCAUGUAGAUUUUGGUUAUUAUAUUGUCAUUUAAUAUUGAAUCUCUCUGCAAACGUAACAUCAUAUCAUUCCAGAAAUGUCCUGGAUGAGAUGGGCUGUGAGACGUGCUCCUGUAACUCCGAACCAAUAUCCUUGGAGUGAGCGCAACACGUGUGCAUGAAGUGGUCCUGUGAGGAGAUUCUGUCAUAAAAUCACCCGGCAGACACCCCCGAGUGUCUAAACAAUGAACAAUACGUUGUAUUUGGUGGAGGGAAAAAAAUUAGUGUUCUUUUGAUUAUAUUAAAACGCGAUAAGAAAAUAAAUGUGACUGUUGAGAAUAAACUAUACUGAAUUUAGCAUGUGUGAAACUGACGGCCUCUUGGACGAGGAAACGAUCUUUCUCACUUCCAUCUCCCACACCUUCCCCCACUCACACCAUUUCCUCACAAACACCUUUCACACACCAACUACCUUAUCCCCCAACUUCCCCAUCGAGACCUUUCCAUCCCAACAUUCUACAUCCCAGAUGGCACCUGAAUGCCCAAUCAUUGCUUAACUUUCUUCGUGACUUGCCAACUGUACAACGAUACAGUAGUUUUUAGCCUCAAACUGGCCACAGCCACUUGAGCCAAUGUGGUCAUCAUGCUCGUUGGUGAUAUUAAUGUGCGCUGUGGCGAUUAAUUGGAGACCCAUGAACCAUGUGAUUACCUGUCUGGGCAGCCACGCUAAAUAUAUUUAAGAUUAUUUUUUUUUUAAGUAAUCGAUCCUCAUUACCAGAAAUUUGUUCAAACGGAAGUUUGUUCGAAAUUAAAUUUGUUAAAUAUAGAUAUAUUUAUGAUUUUGUUUUUGUUUUUUUUUUUAAGUAUGGUGCCAGA
Messenger RNA from Lymnaea stagnalis (great pond snail), 3016 nucleotides. Lineage: Eukaryota; Metazoa; Mollusca; Gastropoda; Lymnaeidae. The record is from the annotation of a GenBank genome assembly.